UGAAGCACGAGCCGAGACCAGGGUGCCUGGUGUUUGUUCUGCUGUUGAGUGCCGACCGUGACAGUUUUAUUAAUUGUGUUUUCUUGGACCAAGCUUCUUUCCAAGCUUUUAUUUUAGCAAGUGUUUCUUUAUAACCAUAACAUUCUCAACUACUUGUUUUUUUUAGUCAAAUAUUAGUCAAACAAAGACUUGUUUAAUUUUGAAAAUUUAGAAUUAACAUUCCUAAGAAGUCUCUUUUUAAAAGCUGUAAUUUCUCCCCUCACCACAGCCUUCCAAGUUUCCCAGAGAAGGGUUGUAUUUUCCCGAUGACAGCUAUUCUCUUUAAUGAACAAAGUCCAACUAUUUUACAACAUUUCAAUGAAGUCCUUUCUAUCUAAUAGAAAAGAUGUGAAAGAUCAUGGGAUGGGACUAGUUUUAAGAGGAGUGUGGUAUGAAUAUUCAACGAGACCUAUAUUAACAAGGGCCUUCUUAUCAAUAACAUUUGAUACAAACAAGUAAUCAAUUAUUGUGCCCACGUUAUGUGGAUAAGAAAAGAAAGUAAUGUCCUUUUUGGAUGGGUGGAAUAUUCUCCAAGUGUCAUUUAGACCUGUAUCUUUAAUAAAAUUGCUUAACAACUUAGAAUUCCCUUCAGAAGGACAGGGAACCAAAGAUAGUCACCUUAUUUUAAAAUUAUGGAUUUCAUUAAAAUACCCUUUUUCAAUAAUAUUAACCUUCGGUGAUAUCUGAGAAAAUAAUGCUCCUCUAUCUUUGUUAGGAGAGUAGAUCAAAGCAAAAUGGAAAAGUUUAUCUCUUAUCUCAACUAUUGCAAAGAUAAAUCUAUCAUCUUUGUCUUUCUCUAUUUGAACAAUAUCAAUUGUUUAAUUUUUUCUAAACAGAAUUGCAACUUUAUUUUUAUUUUUAACCGCUGCUGAGUAAACCAUUUCACCCACCUUACCUUUAAACAGCUUUCUGUUAUCAGUUUCAUUAAAAUGGAAUUCCUAUAAAAGCGCUACAUCUGCUUUCAGUUUACCUACAUGUUUCAAAAUCUUAGUUCUCUUUAUAAAAUCUUCUAGACCAUUAACAUUGCAGGAAAUUAUAUUGAGGCUGUUUAAAUUCAGUGACAUCUCCCACUAAGAAAAAUAGUAAAAGAAAAACUUUAAACUUUCUAAAUUCUAAGUGCUCUAUCUUAGCUCUGAAUAAAAUAAAAAAACAGACAACUUAUAAAGUACUAACUAGCGCUGUAAAAAUAUAGCUGUAACCUUUUAGAUAAACAAAACAUAGGAAAAACUAUUAAGACAGAUACAUUUAAUAACCUACUGUAAAUACAUAAUACACAUGUAGGGACCCAUAGGAUUAAUGCUUCCCUAUGACUUUAAAUACCUACACUUCCUUGUUCUCUGGUUGCUGGGCAAAAACCCAUGUAGCUACUUUUGCUUAUUAACAUAAUGUGUACAGUGUGUGAUUGGCCCAGAGGCUGAUGACAAGUUCCAGUAUAGUGCUGGGCAACGGGUGGGACUUUAUCUUUCCCUGCCAUUCCAGGAGGAUAGUGACUACUUGGAAAGUACCUCUAGUGGAUAGGAAAUAGAUGAUUCAUAUGGCAGUGAACUAGUUGCUAUCCCUAGAGAGGACCUAAAAAGCAUGAGGAAAGGGAGAGUCCCCUGAUGCAGGCAAAGAAAUUGGGGGGUUUUUGUUCCUGUUUUUGAUGGGGGCAUUCACAUGGCAGUGCAGAAGAAUAGAGCAAACAUGGCUGCUUUGUGGACCUGUAGUUGAUCCGCUCAUAUUGGUCAUAUAUAAAACUUUGGAGCUCAUAACAAAAAUAACACAAUAGGAGGUAUAAAAAAAGAGGUUUAAUGGGUGUCAGUAUUGCUUUAUUCAUUGCUGCCCCCCAUACUCAAGAUGAGGCUUUGGCAGUGACUUAUAAAGAAGCAAAAUUAUGUUUUCAUCCUUUUUUAUGCAAGACAGAACUUUAAUGACACUGCCUAGAGUUACACACUGUGUUAUCCACAAAUAUCACCAAGUCCUUCACAAUUAAAGAAACCACCAAUACACUGCCAUUUAGUGUAUAACUCACAUAACCUUGCACUAGUCAAUAAUGAACCUCAUUUUCCAGUUUGCUACCCAGUUUUCCAAUUUAUAUAUAUUUAUACAUAUAUUUCUGCACAAUUUACUUUCCUCAGCAAAAAUAGGUAUUUACAUUUACACGUUGUAGUCUCUUUUGAAUUUCCUCCUGAAAUACACCCCAUCAAUAGUUAUAUUAUUAGAAUAUGGUCUUUUAAAAGAGAAACCUUCAUUAGUUGCUUCCUCAAUUGUGUAGAUAGACAAACAUUUUUUAAGUUAAAAUCUCUGUUUUCCCUGCUCUCAUCAACCAACUGAUCUCCCUCUGAUACUAAAAGUCUCAAUACUUCAUAGUUCAUUUUUUACUAAUCAAAAUUAUUUUGGAUUACUUUUACUUCUUGCUGCAAUGCCCCUUUCCAUCUAUAUUUUAUUAUAGCUUUUUUUUCAACUUUAUGAUUAUUAAAGUUUUUACACAGUAUUGAACAGUAUAUGUACCAUGUAUAUAACAGUUCAGUGAAUAAAACAUUUUAUUAUACAUUUUAUUAUAGAUUUUUUUGGCCUCCUUGUACCUGAUAAAUGUUUCAGGUGUCCCAGCUAACUUGAAAGCAGGUCUUUUUUUACUCACCUGAACAAUAACACUUCAACCACAAAGGUUUGGCUUUGUAAAACUGCCGUUCCUUGCUUACAAGGGGAAUAUACUGACAUGUAGAUUUAUAAUAAAUAUGUCCUAUUUUUGUUCUGUUUAUCCCAGUGAAAAUCCUUUCCCAGUUAAUAUGUUAAAGAGAUGCCCUUAUACUGGCACAGUUUGCACAGAUAAAAUUUAGUGAUUAAUUCCUCCCUUAUAGAGUUGUUUGUGCAACAGAAUCUCAAAUGAGACCAUGUUAUGAUCACUAUUCCCUAAAUAUUAUUAUUAUUAACUCAAAUAAGUGAAAUAUCAGUUGUCAUUAUACCAUAUUUACAAACCCCAUUACUCUAGUAAAUGUCUAGAGUUUCUUGCAGUUGCUGAUUUUACUGAUACACACUGUAUUCAGAACUGAGAGGGUUAACUCCCAGGAGUACAAAGGGCUGUUUGUCUUUGAUAAAAGGAAACUUUCAGUUUCGUUUCUUGUUCAGUUGCUGUUCCUGCUCUCAGUAAUGGCGUCGGCUGCUGAUCUGAGAGACGAGCUGAGCUGCUCCAUCUGCCUGAGCAUUUAUACUGAUCCUGUAUCCCUGCCGUGUGACCAUAACUUCUGCCGGGGCUGUAUUGAGACAACAUGGGACACCCAGGAGGCAUCUGGGGCUUAUUCCUGCCCUGAAUGCAGACAGGAGUUUAAGGAGCGCCCUGCCCUGCCCAGGAACAGAACUCUGAGGAACAUAGCAGAGCGAUUCCUUUCUGCUGAGCCGGAGCCGGGGGACACUGGGAUUCCCUGCACCUACUGUGACUCCCAUGUACCUGCUGUUAAAUCAUGUCUGCACUGUGAGGCUUCUGUAUGUAAUAAGCACCUGAGGAUGCACAGCAAGUCAGAGAAACACGUCUUAAUUGAACCCACAUUGGACAUGGGGCACAAGAAAUGCUCAGUCCAUGAUGAACCCCUGAAAUAUUACUGCUGGGAGGAGUCUGUCUGUAUCUGUGAGUCCUGCUGUCUGCCCGGAGAGCACAGGGGCCACAGGGUGGAGCUGCUGAGUGAGGCCUCUGAGAAGAAGAAAGAGAAACUGAGGAAAGUUCUGGAGAAACUGAGGCCAGAGAGAGAGAGAGAAGAGACUGAGAGAGAAGCCCAGAGACUGCAGGAGCGCAGGAGAGAAGUGGCAGAAAAAGCAGCCGGUGAGACAGAGAGAGUCACUGCCCUGUUUAGAGACAUCAGGGAACAGCUGGAAGCCCUAGAGAAGAGACUCCUGAGGGACAUCUCCAGCCAGAAAGAGAAGCUCUCAUUCACACUCACUGAUCUGAUGGAGCAGCUGGAAAUAAAGAAGGACGAGCUGUCCAGGAAGAUCCGUCACAUUGAGGAGCUGUGCAACAUGGCAGAUCCACUCACUGUCCUACAGGAACGGGAAUCACAUGGAGCUGCAGAUAAUGAGGGGGGCAGAGAGAGACAUGAUAUAAAGGUCCCUGCUGUAGGGGAUCUGGAUGUGGAUCUGAUCUCAGAGACAUUACUCACAGGCUUAGCUGCCAUUGUGACUGGGGUAAAGGGAAGGAUCUAUGGGCAGGAGGCUACAGACCUGUUACUGGAUAUAAAUACGGCUGCUAAUAAUGUAUCUGUAUCAGAGGACAGGAAAUCUGCUUCCUACUCACAUACAGAACUACAUUACCCACAAUCUCCAGAGAGAUUUCAGUUGGUGCCUCAGGCUUUAAGCAGCAGGAGUUUCCCCUCAGGGCGACAUUACUGGGAAGUGGAGGUCAGUGAAUCAGAGGACUGGGGGGUAGGGGUGGCCUUUCCCACUAUAGAGAGGGGAGGGGAUCAGUCCAUCAUUGGUAAUAAUAAGAAGUCCUGGUGUUUGUACAGAUGGGAUAAGAAUAACAGAUAUACCGUGGCACAUGACAGAAAAGACACACAUUUACCCCAUGCCCCUUCCUGCAGCAGAAUCAGGAUCUGGCUGGACUAUGAGGCUGGACGUCUGUCCUUUUAUGAGCUGAGUGAGCCAAUCAGACACUUACACACCUUCACUGCCACAUUCACUGAGCCCCUCCAUGCUGCAGUCUAUCUUCAUGAUGAUGGUGCCUGGGUGAGAAUUCUUAAAUAAAUCCCUGAUCAUCGCUUUCCGAAAUCGCCUGAAGUUGCCUCACGAGGAAACUUCGGGUGACUUCGGAAAACAAAGCGUUCCAAGUGCCAUCCCUGGGCUACUAAUCUCCCUGAAUUUGAGCGUGUGCCCUGAAUCUUACCAGUGAAUUAAUCCAAUUAAACCCUAUGAUAGAAUUACCACCAUUCAGGAUACACAGAAAUACUGAAUAAAUACUGAUUAGUGCAUUUUCCUUGUCUUCUGGCUGCCAUAUCUUACAUCAGUACUGAGCAGCUUCUUACAUUGGCCAGUUAUUUAUAAUGUGUGGGCAUGAAGGACAGGUAAUAAUAAAGUGAAGUUGUUUUGCUUUUUAAUCUCACUAAGGCGGAAAAAAAGCGGGCUAAGCUUAUAAAAAUAAGGGAUACUGAUAACCAGUUAACAAAUGGAAAGUCUUAAUAGUCCAAUUUCCACUGAAGAAGUCUCCAAUAUUAUAAAUAAUUUGAAAACUUCUAAAGCAGGUGGCCCUGAUGGCUUAACUCCAUCUUUUUAUAAAAUAAUGAAAGACAAGAUCUCACAUUUUCUAACAAAUUUUAUUUAAUGACAUGUUAUUCUUUGGAAAACAUUUACCCUCUAGUGAACUCUCAAAUCUUAGAGUUAUCCCAAAAAAGGACAAAGACUUAUCUCUUCCCUCUUUCUAUAGACCAAUGUCUUUAUUAAAUCAUGAUAUCAAGAUGCUAUCUAAGGAUCUUGCUGAUAGGCUCUCUUUAAUUCUUCCCUCCAUAAUUUCAGAAACCCAAAAUGGCUUUAUUAAAAACAGAUCUGGAGUUAAAAAUAUUAGGGCUUUGAUCCAUAUUUUAUUUUUUGCCAAAAAGCAUAAAAUUCCCAGUUCUAUUCUUAAUAUUGAUGCUGAGAAGGCAUUUGAUAAUAUAACAUGGAAACAUCUGUUUAUGUGCCUUCAAAAAUUUGGUAUCACUGGCCCAUUUUACCAAUAUAUCGAAUGCCUCUUUAAAAGUACCAAAAUGCAAAUAAUCUUGGGGGGAGCUAAGUCUUCACCCUUUGAAAUAUUUAAGGGUACGAGACAAGGCUGUCCGUUAUCGCCCCUUUUAUUUAAUAUUGCACUAGAACCAUUAAUUUGUUUCAUUGAUUUGUCUAAAUUGAUAAAGGGAAUUAACAUCAAUAAUAAACAACUCAAGGUUUUAGCCUUUGCAGAUGAUUUGUUGCUGAUUUUAAGAAACCCAGAGUCUUCAUUCAAGAUUGUUUUUGACUUACUUCAAGAUUUCCAGUCUUUUUCUGGUUAUAAGGUUAAUGUGGAUAAAUCUGAAAUGAUGAACAUAUAUGGUUCUUUUUCAAACUCUUUACUUAAAAAAUUUCACCUGAAAUACCCCAAAAAUCAGAUAAAAUAUUUAGGAUUAAUAAUUCCUUCACACUUAAAUAAUUUAUAUUCAUUAAAUAUUACUCCAGCUUGUCAUAAGGUUUCCUCCAUGUAAGAUAAAUGGGCCAAUGCUCCCCUUAAUCUUAAGGGAUGAGUGAUAUUUUUUAAAUCUUUGAUAUUCCCCAAGCUGAUAUACACAUUAAUUAAUCUCCCUUUGCUUAUAAAACAUUCUGAUAUCAAGAAACUUGAUUCUGCUCUUAUCAAGUUUAUUUGGAAUGGGAAAAAAGCAAAGAUUACUCUCCAUAAGUUAUGAGCUCCAGUUAAACUUGGAGGUUUAAAUCUCCCGAAUAUCAGAGCUUUCAAUUUAUCAGCCCUUACUAGAUAUCUCACUGAGUGGAUCUCUCAUGGUAAUAAGUUUACAAAUCCUGAAAUUGAAAUUUUUCAUGAACCUCACUUUGAUAUUAUAUCUGUUUUACAUAGUAAAUGGGGUAGUAUUCAUAGCGAUUUUAAGAAAAAUCCCACUCUAUUUUUGUGUGGAAACACUUAUUCUCUCGAAAUAGCUACAGUUAUACAGAAACUCCUUUAAUGCCAGCUAAACUCUUACUUAAACCCUCAGAUUUUCAAAAGUCUGAGUCCUUUUUAUUUUCUUUGAAGAAAAAAUGAUUAGUCUUAGUAAAAGAUUUAUUAGAUCCACCCAAUGAGACUCUGUUAUCUUGGUCAAGACUCAAAAAAGACUAUGGGCUUCUUGAAUCUGAUAGAUAAUAUUACUUAGCUUGUCAAUGUGGUCUUUCUUUGUUAAGUAAUAAUAGAAACAUUGUUUUGGCAGAUCAUAGGCUAGCUGAAGAUUUGGGAGAGUUUUUGGAGAUUCCUUCUUUUGGAGAUUCCUUGAUUUCUAUUAACUCUAUAUCUAAAAAAUUAUGGAAUGAUUAUGGGUCAGACCCACACACAUUACUUAAAGUGUCCAACUAAUGGGCUGAGUUUCUACAAUGUCAAAUAUCCCCUUGAGAUUUGGGGAAGUCUAUUUGUAAUUACAAUAAAUUAAUUUUGGCAGAGAGUUGGAGGAUACAACAUUUUAAUCUAGUUCACUUAGGCUAUGGGAAUUUUUUUUCUAAAGGUAUCUUUUCUAGUCCUGCAUCAUACUGUCCCAAGUGGGAUGAGUAUAAUGUGUCCCUUUUUCACUAUCUAUGGACUUGUCAGUAUAUUUUGGAGGGAAGUUACCAGUUUUCUAAACAUUAAUCUGAAAAUAAAAAUUAAAUUAUCUCCAGGUUUUGCUUUGUUGCUUCUAGAUGAUAGUAGUCUCUCUUCAAUUUUUAAUAUAGAAUUGAAGUCCCAAGAAAAUAAAAUAUUGUCAAUUUUAUUUUUGGCUGCCUCCAGAAAGGCUUUAUUUAACUGUUGGCUACAAAAUGAGUCUCCCUCAUUGACAGACACAAUUGCUUACAUGAACCAGCUUAGUUUGCAGGAAGCUUUAUUAGUAAAAACUAAAGGAAAUAAUUCCAAAGAAUCAUUUAGACUUAUAUGGUCUCCUUACUUUGAGUUCUGUGACUCCAA
Xenopus laevis (African clawed frog) is the source of this 7648-nucleotide messenger RNA. RefSeq names its product E3 ubiquitin/ISG15 ligase TRIM25. The transcript has a single exon. The record is from RefSeq and is a predicted model, not a curated record. The coding region runs from base 3169 to 4752 and encodes 527 amino acids. NCBI's taxonomy places the organism in Eukaryota, Metazoa, Chordata, Amphibia, Anura, Pipidae.